AUGGCUCCCCCGCCGCCCAAGGAACUCGCCAAGUUCAGCAUCAACAAUCUCAUGUCGCCCCCGGAACCAAUUCUCGACAACUUUAAUCAGAACAGCAAUGCAGCCAAUGGAGUCAAUGCCGAUGGCAAGGGAACUUCUGACCAUAACCCAUUGCCCAUGUCUCCUCCAAUCUCGCCAUACAGCAAGACAAUCCAACCUGCUGCAAACGGUUCGGUUACAUCUCCCAACCAUGUUGUCAAGGAUCCCGUUCUUUAUCCUGUCGAUGAGGCUUCGCCUUUCAGUCCUCCCCAGCCGCCUCUGUUUGCUCCCAUCGAGCUGGAAAAUCGGAAUACGCAGGAAAACAUCGACCGCCAUCUCCGCGCCCGCUCUGUUAGCAUCUUUGGCAAGGUCCUCCCACCCAAGCGCGAAGACUAUGAGCUGGCACUUCUUUUCAAGACACAGGUCAUGAAGCAUUACGAGAUCAACCCCAGGCGAUGGCUCGACAAUGAGCGCGCUCUUCUCAGGGCUGACAACAAGGCCAUUGCCCAGAGAUACCACCCUAUCCUGCCCGCCAAGACCGUUUCUGGGGCCAAGCCUGUCAGAGGCCAAACCAACCGUGUCUCCAAGCCCCAGGCCGUACCACGUCCUGCUCGCAACAGCGUCAGUUCUGGGUCUUCAGGUGGCGCCGUGAUUACCAGACCCGCCAAGCGCAUUAGCGCUACACCAGAGCCCUCGCGCCGCAUCGUCGCUCCCAAUCGCGAGGACAAGGACUUCGAUUCAAUCGAGGACUACUGCCCUCCUGGCAACUCUCUUCCCACCCGGCCCAAUUCUCUCAAGGUGGAUUGGAAGGGCCAGCCUAUCGACCUGAGCGGCGAUCCCCAUGCGCGCCUUCUGCACCCGGACGAGGUCUUGCUCGCGGGCAACCUGCGACUUGACUGCGCCACCUACCUUACCAGCAAGCGUCGCAUCUUUGAGCGCCGUCUCCAUUGCCUUCGCACCGGCAAGGAAUUUCGCAAGACGGACGCUCAGCAGGCAUGCAAGAUUGACGUCAACAAGGCCUCCAAACUUUGGACCGCUUUUGACAAGGUGGGCUGGCUCGAUGCCCACUGGGUGCGCCGCUUCCUCUAG
Molecule: messenger RNA, 1107 nt
Organism: Akanthomyces muscarius
Lineage: Eukaryota; Fungi; Ascomycota; Sordariomycetes; Hypocreales; Cordycipitaceae
Exons: 1
Coding region: 1-1107 (368 amino acids)
Biological process (GO): chromatin remodeling; regulation of transcription by RNA polymerase II
Cellular component (GO): nucleus; SAGA-type complex
Molecular function (GO): chromatin binding; transcription coactivator activity; protein binding
Source: RefSeq, a predicted model, not a curated record